CUGUCAAAUCUCACACCUGCAGACCAAACACUCAUGAGUAUCGACGAAUUUAAUACAAACAUUGCUGAAUAAAUGGGUUUUGUCCGAGGCAUAUGUUAAAGUAGCAAUUAUCAGCAAGCAAACACAAUUGCCAUGGAACAUAAAAGGCUGAUAUGUUUUCUGGUGCUGUUUUCUUUGGUAUCUGGUGGUUACUUUUACCCCAGGGACCUCACAGAUGUCUGUCCUCGUAUGUAUAAGAAAACAUUCAAUGGUUACAUGCCCCAGGGAAACUUAAGUGCAGGUAUUUUCGAUAAAUUGGGAGAUGUUGGAGGUCUGGUUCCGUGCGUAAUGCAAUGUUGUAUGAAAAAAGACUGUCACGUUGCGUUUCUCAGCGACAACGAGUGUUUUCACAUCAAAUGUUAUAGUAAUGAGAGAUGCAUACCUAUUCUCAAGGUUGGGAGUAUCGGUCGCAUCUCGAUGGUAUUGGUCAAACCUACCGACGACGACACUUGGGAGGAGGUGCUAGCCACAAAAGAAUACUCCCAAUUUGACCGCGAAAAUGUCCUCAACUCUCUGCUAAUGGGAGAGGAAUCGGACGUGUACGACACGCUGGCGUGUGAAGUGGGCGAUUCGACUUGUAAUGUACGCACCGAAAUUUGCGUGCAGAACAGACCCAAGUCAAGGGCGGGCACGUGUCAGUGUAAGGACGGGUAUUUCAGGAAUCGCAAUGGAAACUGUCAACCGACCAGGCUCUUGAUGGCCGAUCGGGGCUUCGAUCUGGACGAUUUGGAGAUAACCACGUUGAGCACCGGCACUAAUUCUUCAUCGAAACCGGUAAGUCGGCAGCGUUUGAACGUGGUGGCCGAGUCGAAGGAGGUGCGCCUCCCUCGCAACGAAGUUACUCUGAUUGCACAUGUGGCCGGUCACGAUGAAACGUCGGAGGAGGAGAAAUACCAGUUUACGUGGACGUCGCUGCACCAACCCGAUGGCAGCACGGCCGUCAAGCACCAGAACGGUGGGAAGCUCCACCUCGAAAAGAUGAUGGAGGGUGUCUACGAAUUUAAGGUGAGUGCCGAGACUGCGGAAGCUUACGGCGAUACCUUCGUUAACGUAACAGUUUUGCCAGCGUCCAGAAUAAAUCAACCCCCUACUAUUGUUAUAACUCCCGCCAAUCAAACGAUUAAACAACCAAAUUCAGCCGCCGUUCUGGACGCCUCCUCGUCGACCGACGACGAUGGUAUCGUCUCUUGGCAUUGGGAACUGCAACAAGGGCCAGUCGGUUAUCAACCACAGCUAAAGGACAGCCCGACAUUGCAACUCAACGAUCUUACAAAGCCCGGCAACUACACGUUCAAACUCACAGUUACGGACACUGACAAAGCGACAAGUUCGAGUACAGCUAAUAUUACAGUUUUAAAGUUCACCGACUAUCCACCUGAAGCUAACGCCGGCGAGGACAAAAUAAUCUAUCUGCCGAAGAACGCGAUCACAUUAAGUGGCAACAUGAGCACAGACGAUCACAAUAUCACCACGUGGGAAUGGACGAAGUCGCCGGACGACGCCAACAAGGCGGUCGAUAUGCAAGACACUCGCACUCCUUAUCUGAAACUCUCCAACCUGGAGGAGGGUAUGUACACGUUCAUACUGAAGGUUACUGAUAGCGCGAACCAGUCGAGCACUGCGCAGGUGCACGUAUUCGUUAAACCCCCUACAAACAAGCCGCCAGUUGCAAACGCCGGUGGUAACAAGACUAUCAGUUUGCCUCAAACUUGGAUUGUUCUGGACGCGAGCAACAGCACGGACGACAACAAAAUUAUUGGGUACAAGUGGAUGCAGAUCGAAGGCCCGUCCACCGUCGCCUUCGAGAAUGUCAACGCCAGCAAGACCAACGUUACCGGCUUGACAAAGGGGGUGUACAAUUUCAAAUUGAGCGUUACCGAUGACAACAACAACGUUGCUAGCGAUACUUUCUACGUUAUUGUCAAUCAGAUUCAAAACCAGAAGCCAACAGCAAACGCCGGCGAGGAUUUCACCGUAGAGUUGCCCAGAAAUGUCGUGGUGUUAAACGGGUCGAAUUCAAAGGACGAUUGGGCGAUAACAAAAUGGAAAUGGACAAGAGAUCCGCAAUCGGUGGCUAUGGGAAACAUCGCCGAAAACACGGACGAAUCACCAGUUUUAAUUUUAACUGACGUCGUCGUAGGAAAAUACAUCUUUAAUUUGACCGUGUAUGAUGAACAAGGUGCCAGCGACACCGAUUCGAUAACCGUGUACGUCAAGGAAGAUCCCAAAUUGUUGGCUCUGGUAGAAAUCACGCUCGACGUCGACAUGACCAUGCUGACUGAAGAGCAGUACAACGCAGUCAAAGGAAAGCUGGCACUUUUGAUUUUAGACGCUACCAAAUUACAGGUACGCAGUUUGAAGCCGCAGUCUGGCACCGGCAAAUCAACAAUAACAUUCUUCGUGGAAGGUUCCGAUGGUAAAACAGUUUCGGCCAAUACGGUGGUGCGGCACCUCCGCCAAAAAUUAACAGUGGACGAAGGAAUAUUGGGCUUCAUGGUGAACAAACUGCAAACCACGGUGUGUCAAAAUAAUUGCUCCGGUCACGGCGUGUGCAACGAACAAACCAGGUUGUGCGAAUGCGAAACGUUUUGGAUGAGGAAUUUAUUCAAAGUAUACUUCAAUUCGCACGAAGACUCCGAUUGCAGUUGGAGUCUGUUGUACGUGGUGUUGGGAGUUUUGUGCGGCGUUGUUUCGUUCGCCGGUUCCAUGUGGGCUUUGAUUUACCUGUGCAACACAUGGUGGUCCAAGCCGGCGGGCAGUCGCAAGUCCGCGAACUACAACCUCAUCGAGAACACCGACGAUUUGCCACAAUUUUCGAGGAAGCACAACAGUCUCUCAGACAGCGACACCGACUCGGAUGUGGUGUUCGAAUCGCGAUCGAAACCGUCGAGGAAGUCGGGGAGGAACGGAUUAACGAAACAUGUCCGACGAGGACUGAAGACGUAAGCUGCACAGAACCGCCGAAGGUCGCACUCAAAUCCUUCCUUGGUGCCUCGAAAUUUUUCAUUUAGAUUAAGGUUUUAAUUUGAUAGUGUUGCCAAAUGAAUAAUCAAGAAAUGAACACAGUAAGUCUGCAGGUCAGUACCCCCUAUAAUUAAAGUAGCAAUGGUCGUGUGAUAUAAUUGUGUGUAGCAUAUCCCAUGGUAAGCGUAAAGUUUACCUGUUUUUUGGUUUCUUAAAGUUUCUCCUAACAGCUAAGUCAUAAAUCUAAUUUCUUUAAUUUCUCAUAAAAUGAUGUAAAUACAAGAGAAUAUAAAAAUAUCCUCCUAAAAUUGUAUUUUCAUAACAUAGGGUGUUAAGUGUGGUGUUUAAAACAUCAGAAAACUACAAAACUAGUUACUUUAUGUGGUGAUCGUGAUAUGUAUUUAACAUUUUAAUUUAUUUAUAGAUAGAUAUUAGUUGUUAAGGUUAACCAUUGUAAAUUGGGUAAGUGUGUUGCUUAGAAAGGUAAAAUACCUUGCUUUUUAAAAGUCGACGCAAUUGUUAAUUUUAACGACAAGCCCUGCUAGUUUAUGGAUUGGUUUUUUAGAGUAGAUCUAUAUUUUCAACUGUAACUUAUUCCAACCAUAAAGUGAUGGUGCUAUUUUAAUAUGUUACCACUUUUUAUUUAUAUUUAAUUGUAAUUGUGCAACUUGUUUUCUUAAGAAUGAAAAAUUGUACACACAUUUAUAUUGUUGAACGUAAAUGUAAACACGUUAAUAUGAAUUUGAGAACUAAUAUUUUUAAUGUUAGAACAAAGUACUUAAGCUAACCAAAUUAUACUAAUUGUAUAAUUAAUAAUUUGUUGGUAAUAUUGUAUUUUUUGUGUCAUAUUUGUGAUCAUUUUUGUGAGAUCUAGUUAUUAAAUUUAUAUGCACAUUUUUUGAGGUACACUUUUAAAUUUAUAUAUACUUUUAAUAAUUAAUUGUACAAUGUAAUCAGUAUUGAAUAAAAUAAUAUAUAC
This is a messenger RNA of Aethina tumida (small hive beetle), 3982 nucleotides long. RefSeq names its product dyslexia-associated protein KIAA0319-like protein. Gene Ontology annotation, cellular component: cytoplasmic vesicle; plasma membrane. The coding region runs from base 133 to 2985 and encodes 950 amino acids. Lineage: Eukaryota; Metazoa; Arthropoda; Insecta; Coleoptera; Nitidulidae. The record is from RefSeq and is a predicted model, not a curated record. The transcript has 12 exons.